AUGAAUAAAGAAGAUUAUAUUGAUGAUCAUUCUAUUAAAGAUAAUUUUAAUCAUUUAUUUACAUCAAAUGAAUUAUCAUUACAAUUAUUACAUAAUCUUAUGAAUCAUUUAUUAAAACAAAAUUUUUCUAAACUAAAUAAAGAUUUAAUUCAAUUUAUUUUAACUCAUUGGAAUUUAUUUAAUGAACAAUAUAAAUUAAUGAUUAUGAAAGCUUUAUCUAAUUCAACUAUACCAACAACUUAUAUGAAUGAUAAUUUAUUAUUAUUAUUAUUAUCUAAUCCAUUAAUAAAACAAACAUUAUAUCCUUCACAAUAUUUAUCUCAUUCAUCUAUGAUAAAUGAUAUAUCUAAUGGUUAUGCUUUGAACAAUUAUGAAUAUAACUAUAAUGAUAGUAAUAAUGAUAAUAAUAAGAAUGUUGAUCAUAUAACGAAUCAUGAACAUACUCAUCAGACUACAAUAUUAAAUAUAGAAUCACAAUCAAUGAAAGAAGAAAAUAUAAAUCAUUUGAUAAGAAUUUUACCAGUUAAUAAUAAUAAUAAUAAUCAUAAUAAUCAUAAUUCAUGUUUAUUUCUAUCGAAACCACCAUAUUCAUAUAUUGCAUUAAUUGCUAUGGCAAUAAAAUAUGCACCAGGGCAAAAAAUUACUUUAAAUGGAAUUUAUCGAUUUAUCAUGGAUCAUUUUCCAUAUUAUCGUGAUAAUCGUCAAGGAUGGCAAAAUUCUAUAAGACAUAAUCUUAGUUUAAAUGAUUGUUUUAUUAAAUUACCACGUGAUAAAAGUCGACCAGGUAAAGGUAAUUAUUGGACAUUAUCAACUAAUGCAGAUGAAAUGUUUGAACAUGGAAAUUAUAGACGCCGAAAAAGACGUACAAAAUCUUCUAUAUUCAUUACACCAUCCUCUUCGUCGUCAUCAUCAUCAUCACCACCACCACUCUUAUCAUCAUCUUCAACAGGGGCAAAUUUGUUAACAUCAGCAUAUACAGCGACAGCAUCGGACAAUGGAUCAUUAUCAUCCAUAUCAAAACUAACAGAAUUUAUGAAAUUAUCUAAAGAAUCUCAAGUACCAAUAGAAUCUGAUGUUCAUUCGUCUACUUUUUCUUCUUCUUCUUCUUCUUCUUCACCGUCAUCUUCUUCUCCUUCAUCUUCUUGUUCUCUAUCAUCCUUUACUUCCACAUCUGUUUCCACUACCUCCUCCUCUACUUCUCCGUUUUUAUUUUCAUCAUCAAUAGAAUCUUGCUCAUCAAGAAUUAUAAAUGAUUCAAAUAUACAACAUUCAUCAUUAUCUCAAUGUUUUUAUACACCACAGAUGGAUAAACAACCGUCAUCAUCAACUCAUGUAAUAGAUGAUUGUAUAUAUUCUAAACAUCCUUAUUAUUCAGAUCAUCCUUUGAAUAAUCAAUUCAAUAUAAAUUAUCAACAUUCACUUGUAUAUCCUACUAAUAUUAGUAGUAUAAAUAAUGAUGAACAUCAACCAUUAAUAAUGCUUAAUAAUACUAAUAAUAUUCCAUUGAAUAUGGAUUUAUAUACGAUUCAUCAAAAUCAAUUAUUAUUAUCUAAUAAUAAUCAAUUUACUACUGAAUAUUAUUCAUCGAUAACAACAGCAUCAUCAUCGUCAUCAUCGUGGUCGUCAUCGUCAUCGUCGUCAUCAUCUUUAACAUUAUCAUCACCAUUCAAUAACUGUUUACAUUCAUCUACGUCCAAUAAUAAUAAUAAUAAUAAUAAUAAUAAUAAUAAUAGUAAUACCAAUAAUAUCCUCAUUAAUUGUUUGCCAAAUUUUUCCAUUCAAUCAAUAAUUGGCAAUAAUAAUAAUAAUCAUGUAGAUAAUCAAUAUAUAUAA
Molecule: messenger RNA, 1833 nt
Organism: Schistosoma rodhaini
Lineage: Eukaryota; Metazoa; Platyhelminthes; Trematoda; Strigeidida; Schistosomatidae
Source: the annotation of a GenBank genome assembly